AUGCCCCUCACAAUCCUAACCAACGACCAAGUCAAGUCCAUCUUGGAGAACCUGACCCUCGCCCAGCUCGACGGCUUCCAGAGAAACUUAUCCAAAGCCCUCCACGAGUACUCGACCGACGUCAAGGCCGUCCAGGAUGGCACCUAUCACCAACCCCAGAGGACGAGCUACGGCAACCCGCAGACGGGUGCUACUACGCUCUUCAUGCCCUCCGUCGGUCCGGCGGGCAUGGGUGUUAAAGUCGUCACCGCAACCGGCUUCGUCAACGCCGGCGCCAUCACGGCGUUCCGGACAGCGCUCGCGUCCUCCUGCCUCCUCCGCCUACGCGGCACGGUGCAAGACAUUGUCGUCUUCGGGGCCGGCAAGCAGGCGUACUGGCACCUCCGGCUCGCGCUCCUGCAGCACGGGGCCACGGUGUCGCGCGUCACCGUGAUCAACCGCAGCGAGUCCACGGCGCGCCAGGUCCUCGCCGACCUCGGCGCCGUGGCCCCGGAGAUUCGGAGCCGUGAGGGCUGGCAGCCCGCCGUGCUGGACGCGCUCACCCCGGACACCGUCGGCUACGCGGGUCUUCUCCAGACGCGGCUGCGGGAGGCCGACGUCAUCUUUGCUGCACGCCGGCAGGGGAAGACGAGGCUGGUGGUCGCGGUGGGCAGCUACACCCCCGACAUGAGGGAGCUGCCGCAGGAGCUGCUCUUGCAGUCUGCCAAGGCGUCGCAGGACGAUCCUAUCGACGGCGGGGCUAUUAUCGUCGACACGUUGGAAGGCGUGCUGAGUGAGGCGGGCGAGAUUAUCCACGCCAAAGUCGGGCCUAGCCGUCUUGUAGAACUCGGAGAGGUGGUUGAUCUUGAUCAGAUCCCCCAAGGGGCCUCGCUCGCAGAAGUCCGGACAAAGACCGAGGCGAGGGCCCACUGGCUGAGAAAUGGCAAUGUCAUUUACAAGAGCGUGGGACUGGGCCUCAUGGACUUGACGGCGGGCGGAUACCUCCUCCAAGUCGCCAACGACAUCGGGUUGGGCACCCGUGUAGAAGACUUCUAG
Molecule: messenger RNA, 1035 nt
Organism: Parascedosporium putredinis
Lineage: Eukaryota; Fungi; Ascomycota; Sordariomycetes; Microascales; Microascaceae
Source: the annotation of a GenBank genome assembly